CUAUGUUAAUUGUUGUCAUUUAUGCAUAUGGUUUUUACGUGGGUCAUGGUGGGCCUCGCUGACUCUGCCUACGGACCAAUGAGUCGUGGUGGGCCUCGCCAGCCCAAGCGGCCCAUGGUUGGCUCUCCAUCAGGACUUAUGGAUUAUACAUGAGGCCCCAAGAAGUUGAGGCCCUGUGCUGUGAGUCUGAUCAGCACAGGGCCUGGGCCGGGCCUGUAAUUAGGAAAACGGUAUACUGGAUAAUAUUCAGAAACUUACCGACGGUAAUAUGGUAUACCGAAAUACCGAAACAAUGUUGUCAGAGGUAAAACACAUAGGAUUUCCCAACCCUACCACUUAUUCACGCCUCGCCUCCUCCUGCUUGUCUUCACGCCGCGAGCUUCUAUGUUUCUCUCCCGAGUCCCAACUCUCUGUCUUCCUCUUCUCUUCACCAGCCACCAGCAUUCCACGAUGCAGAGAGGUACACCGCCAGCCGCCGCUGCUUGAACCUUGAAGCCUGUAAUGGUUGUGGUCGAAAGAAGGAUUGAUUAAGACAAUUGAGGUUGGGUACUGCUGGAUGGAGAAGGAAUUAAAGAAGUAGAAGAAGAAAGGAAGGAUUUAGAAGGCAGAAGAAGGGAAGAAGGAGAAGAACAGGGGAGAAGGAGAGUGUGAGCAGAAGACGGGAGGAAGGAGAAGAACAAGAAAGGAUUUCCAAAGGUGGCAGACGAAGAUUUUGGUGACGACAUUUCUUCUUCUUCUUCCCCAUUAUGAUUCCCGGGCAAAGCAGCUCUUAUUAUAAUAAUGUAAUUAAGGAAUUAAAUAUUAAGGAACAUGUCAAAAAAAUUACAAAACACAGCAACUCUCUUCGGUUUUCGGGAUACUGGAUACAUACCGGUUACCGACUAUCCGGUAUAUACCGACUGAGAAUCGAUAUCGGUAUUCGGCAGCCACUAUACCAGUACCCGGUAUACCGAAUACCGACUGAUUACCAGCCCUACCCAUCAGCACUCAGUAAGAGCUGGAGCUUUUACCAUUAAACCAAUAUUUAAAUCUUGCAAUCUAUCUACUGCAUAGGAAUAUUUUAAAAUGACAGGAGGCCAUGGCCCCAAAUCAGCGCGUUGCCUCCAACCUUGUUGCUAAAUUCGAUUGCACCAAUUUCUUCCGAUCGCUCCCCAACAUCAAAGCCGAUUCAAGAAGGCGAGUUGUUGGUUCCGUUGAAGGCUGAGCUGUUGGAUAUUGGCAAGGAGUAUGGAGAGAAAGAUUUGCGGCGACGAUAUGUUGGAGAUGAAUGGGCGGCGAGAAGUAGGCAACGGUAGGGACGACAAAGCUUAUUGGUUCUUGUUUCUGUGUGAGAUUGAAGGCGAGGGAGAUGAGAUUUAAGGGAUGGAGGGGAUCAAAGGUGCAGCGGAGAGUUGAAAGGUCAGCGGGAAUCGAUGGCGGGAGAAGGGAGGUGGUGCAGUGGAAGCAUAGACGAGAAUGGAUGUUAUUUUUUUAUUUCCUUUCGAGCAAUAAGGGUAAAGGGAGGCAAAGUCUCCGUCAGUGAAGGUGGAGGGCACAUCUGUAUUUUCCCACUAAUUUAGGGCGAUGAUUAGUAAAAAAGAGGGCGGCGAAUAGCAAAGCAUUAGCGAAAUUGGGUCCUCGUAAGUCGCAACCAGUGGAAUGAGAAGAAUGACGACCACCUCCCACUCCCCACCAUUUAUGACACUCUUCAAUUCUUAACACUCUUUGGAGCUCUCCCAUUUUUGGCUUUCUUACUUUUAAAUGGAGCUCACCUGCUCUACUUCGUCCUCUCUUUCUCUUAGAACUUCAGCUACAACCACUCAUUCCAAAGUUUCUUAUCAUCUUCAGACCAAGAUACCCAUCAAACCCAUUGCCAAAACCAAGUAUUUUCCGGACUUCCUCCUCCGGAGCUCAAAACUUUCCCUCCCAACAAGACUUGGUUCUCAAAAAAAUUGUUCUCAGCUGGUGGGCAGCAGGGUGCAGAGGAGUAAUUAUAUCUGGGAUGUUAUAAAUAGUGAGUUGUAGUGGGUGAUUCUUCUGGUUUCUUUCGAUGUUUGAGCGAUAUUGGUGAAUUUCCUGUAGCUCGAAAGUUUUCUUGGAUUUGUAUGUGCAUAGGAUUACUAGUCACCCAUGAAUUCCCGAGAAACGUCAAAAUUGAUUUGGUCGCUUAGAACUUCAAAAUUCGAGUGAAGGAAAAUGUUGUUGCUCAUUGUUGUCUUGUUUUAAGUUGCAUGGAUUCACCGGGUUUUGCCUUAAAUGAUCAGGGUUCAUAAGCAAAUUGACAAUCCUUCCAACGGAUUAAUAGUAUAUGAAUUUGUUGUUUCACUUGGAAAAUACUUUUCUGAACUGGUAUCUCUGGCACUUGAAGUUGCAAUACUUGUAGUUUUAAGCGAUUGUGAGGAAAAUCUGUAAAGUGAAGGCAACCCAACCUGUGAGGGACUAGAAAGAUGUUGUUAACUGGUUGGUCCUCCCGCCCCAUCGUGUUAUGAUGAAUUCGGAUUAGCUGCUAGAGACUGGUAGUUAUCAUUGUCAUGAUAUAGUGUAAGAUAACAUGCUUGAAAUCUCCAUGACACAUGGCCCAUGUAAUGCGAAUCUGGGUUCUAUCAGGCCUGUAGUCAAGCUGGAGCUGCUUAUUCUGAGCCUGUGGUGGCCACAUUUUCAACUUUCAAAGAUGCAUGUUGGAGAUUUCUGAGUCCCCAACUCUACGUGGAACAACUUUAGGGUCCACGUAAUUAAUAAUAUCAUGUAAUUUAGACUUAUGCAAUUGUCACCAGCUACUCAUGCAUGUUAUGCUGAUUGUUCAUAUAUAUAUAUAUAAAGCUGAAGUAAGUUUACUGUUGCAUAAAAACAUACUUUUUGAUACUCCAAAUUUAAUUAAAUCACAACUUAAACACUAUAAUUUACAUUUUGCAUUUUGAUACCUCAAAUUUAAUUUUAAUGUAAAUUCAUCGAACAAUUAUAUUUUUUAAUCUACUUUUUAUAAUAUUUUCGUACCUACAAUUUUUUAAAUGUACAUCUUGGUCCAAUGUUUAGAUUUCACUUGAAUCCAUGAAUCCAUGGAUAUCCAUACCCAACUCAUACACAUUUAGAUUAUGGAAGUGAAUAUCCAUAUCCUACCCAAACCCUUCUACAAACUUCCAAACCCACAUAUACGUCACCCAUACCCUACCCAUAAUCAAUGGGUCACUGGGUUUAGGUAUAUAUCAUUUACUUUCCAAAAUUUUCAAAAUUGGAUGUUGACCGCUAUAUAUCUAUUCUCAGUCAAGAUCAUAUUAUCAAGUCAAUAUUACUAACAAACUUGCUAAAAAAAUUAGGGUUAGACGACUAAUAAUACUAACAAAACACCAUAACGGGCAACAUAAUACAUGCCAAUAAGCCAUCUCCGUCCCGCGACAAGGCACGACAUCGCCACCUAGUAUAAUAUAUAUAAACUUGAAUCAAUUUUACUGUUCACUAAGAAUAAUGUUCUUAUAUUGUAGUCAUUAAGCUAAUUCACUUUGUUUGGGCUUGGUCAUUUCAGUUAAUUUAGUUUGUUUGAGCUUGGUUUCAUGGGCUCCUAAACUUUUGAUUAGUUUCUCUUACGAUGUCUUGAUUUGAGAUAGAUUUCAAAAACAUCUAAAGGGGCCAAAAGAUCAACAAAAUAAGCCCAUGAUGCCUAUUAUUUUCAGCGAUUGGCUCCAUUCUAUUGUUAAGUGUAACUUUAUCCCACAUUGAAAUCUAGCUGAUUACUUAUCUUCAUCGCUAUUCACUUGCUAUUUGGCAGAAGAUUACAAUUCGAUAACCGACCAAAAGUGGCUAGGUGAGAAACAAAGAUGGAUUCUUGGGGAAUUUUUACCUCGAUUAACCUCAAAUCUUCUUCAUCAAUAGCCAAUCACAGGAUUGAUAUUUUGAUAAUGUAGAAAUUCAGACAGAAAGAAACCAACUCAGCUCUAAACUUGGUUCCCACUACGAGUAGUUGUAACAUCACUGCUUCUAGUAUGGUGAACGAGUCGGUCUCUUGAGAUUUGAAAGGCUGAUUCACUUAUUAAAGCGACUGAGUGGGCAAAGAAAUAGAAGAACAAAAAUCGAAUAUAUGAGAAUAUGAAAUUGAGCGGUGGAAUUUAAUGUGAGAGACCGAGAGAGGCAACAAAGUUCUAGAAUGAUAGGGAAUUAGUGACUCAGGGGGGAAAACGACUGAAAAGGUAAUCAUAUGCAUCGAACAUAUUGAAAAGGGUUUUUUUCUCUGUCAUCAAUUCGUACUCUCCAUGGAGGAUUCUCCUCAAUUGUAAUGAAUACCAAAAAAGUAUAUGUACAAGUUGAAGUUGUACCAUAACUUUAAAAGCACAAUUUCAAGUUGUAUCAUAUUGGAAAAAAACUAUAGCACCAAUAUUUUAAAGUAUUGUACAAUUACUCAAUAAAAAGCAUAAUGGAUACGUAUGUGGAAGGAAGAGUGGCGAAAUUAAAAAUUUAAAGGGAAAGAAAAGAAUUUUGUUAAUGUGUUAUUGGCAUAUUGUGUAUUUAUCUAUAACACUCAUUUUUAUAAUAAUUUCCUGUAAUAAGUAAUAAGCUCCGGGCUUUAAUUUUGCUCAUAUGGACUGCUAGCCCGCUACAAAGUGCGGUGGUCUUGUAGUUACUAUAUUAUUAUUUCAUGUGUUGCUUUGGUGGCAAGAGUAUUGAUCGAGAACCCAGAGCUUAACAAAUGGUCUCUUGUGUUUAAGGCCUUUUCUGGCCUUUUUUGCUCUACUGUGUGGAAACGGGUACAUAGUUGGCAUAAAUCAAAUCUAUGACAUUGGAAUAGACAAGUAUGGGCAUUGGCGUAGCCAGAGAAAUAUUUUAGUGGGGUCCAAGAACUAUAUGAAAAUUAAAACCACAGAACUCAUUAAACAUAACUCAAGAUAUAGUGUAAUGGUGCAGCUGGUAGUGCUGACCAUUUGGUCCGUGCAUUUUGGUUUUACCCGAAACCGGACCGUAUAACUCUGACCGGGAUCGGACCGGAUAGCAAACAAUCCAAUUUCAUAUUCGGGUUUAGAUUUGAGGUAAAAAAUCGUUCGGGACCGGACCAAAACCGGAUAUGAGAGCCCAACACCCAAAACUCCACUAAAAUCUCCACAAUCUCAAUCUAAAAUCAAGACUGAAUUGGGAC
Messenger RNA from Linum trigynum, 5101 nucleotides. The record is from the annotation of a GenBank genome assembly. NCBI's taxonomy places the organism in Eukaryota, Viridiplantae, Streptophyta, Magnoliopsida, Malpighiales, Linaceae.